This is a messenger RNA of Diorhabda carinulata, 2063 nucleotides long. Its product is annotated as protein hook-like. Gene Ontology annotation, biological process: cytoplasmic microtubule organization; cytoskeleton-dependent intracellular transport. The record is from RefSeq and is a predicted model, not a curated record. The transcript is spliced from 2 exons. The coding region runs from base 103 to 1965 and encodes 620 amino acids. Gene Ontology annotation, molecular function: microtubule binding; dynein light intermediate chain binding. Gene Ontology annotation, cellular component: cytoplasm; centrosome. NCBI's taxonomy places the organism in Eukaryota, Metazoa, Arthropoda, Insecta, Coleoptera, Chrysomelidae.
GAACACUUUCCUUCUGAGGUUGUCAAUGUAUGUGUCAUUGAACUACACGAAAUAACAAAAGAUGAAUAUAUUUCUUUUAAUUAACUAAUUUCAACCGAAAUAAUGGAACCAAGUGAAGAGAUGUGUAAAAGUUUAGCCAAGUGGCUUCAAAAAACUGUACCAAACAAAACUAACACCAUUCCAGAAAUUUGUGAUGGAGUUGCGAUGUUGGAUGCUUUAUUACAAAUUUCUCCUGAACAUUUUAGCAAACUUGAAUUAAAAAUUAAGAAAGAUGUUGGAGUAAACAAUUGGCGAUUAAGGAUAAGUAAUUUAAAAAAAAUUGUUGAAGCUGUGAUAGAGUAUUAUCAAGACGUUCUUACUCUGCAAAUUUUAGAUGUAGGGAUUCCAGAUGUAAAUCAAAUAGGAGAAAACAAUGAUGCUGUUCAAUUGGCCAAACUACUGCGGUUGAUCCUGGGUUGUGCAAUAAAUUGCGACAGAAAGCAAGAAUAUAUUACACUGAUCAUGCAAAUGGAAGAAUCUAUUCAACAAAAUAUAAUGCAGGCUAUUCAACAAUUAGAAGAGGUGACAGGAGGGCCAGGUCGUUCUGGCUUAAGUCUUUUGAUUUUAGAUAGUGAUACAAGAGUUAUGAAACUAGUGAGUGACUUAGAAUCAUCAAAUAAGUCUAGGGAGGGUCUUAUACAGCAAGUAGAAACAUUAGAACAACAAGUGCAAUCUCUUUUAUAUGAAAAACGAAUACUACAAGAUCAAAAUCAAGCUUUACUAGAGAAAGAAGCAAAGAAUCCUCAAGAGAAUAUUAGGAAGCAACUGGAUACUCUAAAAGAAGAAUUAUUUAAAUCUGAGGUCCGUGCAGAAGAUUUAAAAAGCAAAUUAUUGGAAAAAGAAAAACAAAUGAUAACUUUUCAAGAAAAAAUUAAUGAGUUGCAAGUUAGUGCUAAUGAAUCAGCUAAGUUGAAAGAUGAAAUAGAUGCAUUAACUGAAUCAGCAGGAAAAGUUGCUGAUUUAGAAUUAGCCAUAGUCUCCUAUAAAAAACGAUUAGAAAAUUAUCAGGAUAUAAAGAAAACUCUACAAAAACUUGAAGAAAAAAAUAUGGAAUAUAUUCAAAAGAAUAUGGAAAUGGAAGAAGAACUUGCUAAAAAUAAUACAUGGAAAUCUCAGUGUGAAGCAUAUAAAAGUCAAAUUGUAGAACUGCAGCAAAAAUUAGAUGAAGAAACUCAAAGAGCUGACAAAGCACAAUUUAAUUUAGAUAAAAUAAAAUCAAAGAUUAUAAGUUUACAAGGAGAAAAGGAAAGACUGAUUUUGGAAAGGGAUAAUUUAAAGGAGGAAAUUGAAGAGCUGAAACUUGGUCCAAAGGAAAGUGGAGCUGCAGUAUCUGAAGAAUUGACACAAACGGAAUUGGAAAAAAGACUUAAAUUGGUAGAAAAGGAAAACAAAACAUUAAGAAGUUCCAGUCAGGAAAUGGAAUCUAAACAGGCACAAUUAGAUAGUUCAUUAAACAGAAUUGAAAAACUGCAACAAAAAAAUCGGAACUUGAAUCAAACUGUUCUAAAACUAGAAGCACAAAUAGAAGAACUCAAAAUGCAACAAACAGAAACACAAGGCAUUUCUAUUAAUAGUUCAAUAGUGAAAGAGUACAGGCAAAAAAUAAGUAUUUUACAGGAGACUUUGGCAUCUAAAGAUAAUGAAUUACAAUCAUUACAAACAAAAUAUAAUAGAAGUGUGGAGAAAGCUCGUGAGGUAGCUCAACAUUUAGAAUUUAAAUCUAAUGCCUCUUUAACACAAUCUAAUAUUAAGGAGCUCGAGGGAAGAUUACUAACUGCCGCCUUCCACCGAUUAACUAUAAACUCUCAUAGGGAAAGCAUGGAUGAGAGACUAAGUGUAUUACAUGGUGCACAAGGCCAGUCUUUUUUAUCACGUCAGAGAACACCAACACCUAGAAAGCCGAUACAGAGAUACAAAUCUAAGUAACUACCUCUUUGGGUUUGUUUAUAUUGUUUUUAUGAGGAGGUUAUUUUAGAUAUUCUGUUAUUUAUCAAAAAUUGUGAAUAGAAAAUCAAGUUAUACCA